AUGAAGCCUCUGAAGCUAUACUGCAUAGGACUGCUCUUGUGCCCUCUGGUUUGUUUCUUGUUAGAGACAGCUACUCCGGCUUCAGCUUUACUUACCUUUGAAGUGAAAGAAAAAGGAUUGAAAUCAGAUGCAAUGGAUGUAUUUGCUAUUAGGAAGAAUGUGUCUGACUUCGAAAGACAGGAGACUCAAGUCUCAGGACUCCGGAGGCCUCAGAUGACCAAGUUUAAAAAUUACCUGUCAGAUUUCUUCAAGAGCUCCAUGCCUCCUGCAGCCAUUUUUGCUCUUUUUGUCACCAUGGCACUAAUGGAGGCAGCCAUAGUGAAUAAAAGACUUGAAGAGCCUCAUAGACAAUGGGCAAUUGACCAGAGAAGUUCUCCUGAAAUGUAGAAUAUAAAUCUAAUCAAGGUCUGCUGAAUAGGAUUCCAAAAUUCUUCCCCUCCUUGUGUCUCUUUUUGUCCUCCUUCCCAAAUGGGAA
This is a messenger RNA of Apodemus sylvaticus (European woodmouse), 475 nucleotides long. It is a transcript of the gene Smim9, whose product is annotated as small integral membrane protein 9. The coding region runs from base 1 to 387 and encodes 128 amino acids. NCBI's taxonomy places the organism in Eukaryota, Metazoa, Chordata, Mammalia, Rodentia, Muridae. The record is from RefSeq and is a predicted model, not a curated record. The transcript is spliced from 3 exons.